This is a messenger RNA of Cyprinodon variegatus (sheepshead minnow), 677 nucleotides long. Its product is annotated as cystatin-A-like. Gene Ontology annotation, molecular function: cysteine-type endopeptidase inhibitor activity. The transcript is spliced from 5 exons. NCBI's taxonomy places the organism in Eukaryota, Metazoa, Chordata, Actinopteri, Cyprinodontiformes, Cyprinodontidae. The record is from RefSeq and is a predicted model, not a curated record. The coding region runs from base 1 to 495 and encodes 164 amino acids. Gene Ontology annotation, cellular component: cytosol.
AUGGCUGCGUCCUUCAUCACUAGCUGUUCGCAAAUAAGCUACUGCUCCUAUAGCCACGGGUUCGACUUAUCCCUGAUGGUUCUGGGGAUCUGGUUCCCCUGGGGCCCGCAUCUCCACUGUGGGCCACAGUGGGCCCCAGCUUUGAGCGCAGGAGCAGAAGGGACCAGGAGACAGGUGCUGGAGAAGAAGAGAGAAGUCCCUAUAUGGUCAGACACAAAAUAUGCCACCAAUGAUAUUCAGGAGCUUUGUGAUAAGGUGAAGAGCAAAGUGGAGGGUCAAACGGGAAUGGAUUAUGAGAUUUACAAAGCCCUCUUUUACAGAGUAAAGAACAUUGUUCACCAUUAUUUAAUCAAGUAUUAUGUUGGAGAUGAUAAUGAUUACCUCCAUCUGUGGGUCUUCCGAAGUUUUUCUACGGAUAGAUUGGAGAUAGACCUGAUGGGAGUUCAACAACAACACAAGUGGGAUGAUCCGCUCAAACCUUUUGACGAAAACUAACAUCCAGACACUUAGCUUCAUUAUCCUCCAGGAGAUUGCCCUGCAACUAAAACACACUGAAUUGUUACUUUGAUAAUUAACUACAGUAAUGACACAAUGCUGUUAUCUGUGGGGUUUGGUGUUUAAGUAAAGGAUAUGAACUGUAAUGUCAAUAUAAAAAAUAUGCAACCAAUAAAAUAACA